This is a messenger RNA of Mandrillus leucophaeus (drill), 2883 nucleotides long. RefSeq names its product tetratricopeptide repeat protein GNN. The annotation marks the transcript as partial. The transcript has 9 exons. Lineage: Eukaryota; Metazoa; Chordata; Mammalia; Primates; Cercopithecidae. The record is from RefSeq and is a predicted model, not a curated record. Gene Ontology annotation, cellular component: Cul4-RING E3 ubiquitin ligase complex.
CUCUAAGGGCAACCGUCCAAUGAAUGUAAGUACAGAACACAUCCAUCUUUUUCGAGAGGUCGCGGCGGAACUACUUCCGGAUCCUAGAGAGCGUUUAUUCCGUGACCAGUGGAAACGGUAGCCAUGGCAACGUGUUCUUCACCCUUUCCCAUCUAUAUCUGGGGUUACGUUGGGAGUGAUUCCAGCACGACUUUCGCGGCCAGCGUUCUCGUGUGGCGGCGCUUCUCGGAAAGGAGAAACACGCGAGAGAGUCCUAACUUAAACUGGAUUGUUUUUCAACUCUGAUCUGUCCCUUGGUUGGCAUCUCUCACCUUCCAAUACUGAUAAGAAACAAUUUUCAAGAAAGAUUUCCACCUGUUCAUAGUAAACAUAAUUGGGAAGAAGAUUAGAAGCAGUGGGGGUUGGUGGCUGUGCUAGGAUGAAAAUUGUGAUAUUUUAUGCAUAGUGUUGUCCCCAAGCAAAGAGAAAUGAGCCAGAAGACAAAUGAGAAUGUACAAAGGUAUACCCAAUUCCUUCAAAAGCCCCAGAAACCCAUUCAGCCUUACAUCUGCUCGACUCUGAAUGAUUUUCAAGAAGAGAGAGACUUUUUGGCAAACAACAUCUUCCCUCAGCUUAAUGAACUCUGCAAUUCCCGGGGCACAUAUUUCAAAGCCGUGGACCUGAGUUGGUCAGAAUUAAAGGCCCCAAAAUCCUUACCCACCCACCUGUUUAGACAGUAUUCUUGUCUUCAGUCCCAACAUCUGAAGCUCUGCCUUGACUAUGUGAACAGCUGCUUUCCCUUUUUCAUCUGCAUGCUGGGUCAGACGUAUGGAGACUUCCUCCCCGACUACUCACAUUUCAUGACCUCCAAAGUGACUCGCUUGUCAAGCUUAUCCAAAGUAGAACAGAAUCUCUAUGUUGCUGCAAAAAACGGUUAUCCUUGGGUUCUGGAGAACCCCAACUGCAGUCUGACGGAGUUUGAGAUAAUCCAAGCAGCAUUUCUGAAUGAAUCUCAAUUUCAGUAUUUUUACUUUAGGACUGGAACCACACUGCUGAAGGCUUCAGAUGAUGAGGAAAAGGGAGAGAGGCUGCCCUUGAGUUCUUCAACGAACGAAGAGGAAAAAUUGAGGAUUGGAAAGCUUAAGGCCAAGAUUAUUAGUAAAGGGCUCCCUGUGAGAUUUUAUAGUGGUCUCCACGAGUUGGGUGAGCUGGUUUUCAAGGACUGGUCAGUUGUGAUAGAAAAACUUCACCCAGCCACUUCAAUGAUUGAAAAUAUAGACUACAAGCACAGCUUUGAACGUUUCUAUCACGAAGAGUUUACUGAGAAGUGCAAGCAGAUGUUUGUUAUUUCCAAGGAGUCAGACAGGACCUUUGAAAUCCUGGAAAAAUUUGCCUUAAAGGAUGUGGAACUUGAUUUUAACAAUGUGGCAGCAGGUUCCAGUUUAGAUUCUGUCCCUAGAUUUUUCAGAAUAAAUCCUAUUCCAACUUACAAGUCUAUUUUGCUCUUGUCUGGAGAACAUGGUUGUGGGAAGUCUACUCUGAUUGCCAACUGGGUUAAUUACUUCAAAAAGAAACAUCCGAGCAUGUUGUUGAUUCCUCAUUUUGUGGGCAGCACCUGUGAAAGCAGCGACAUCAUGUCUGUGAUCCAUUACUUCAUCACAGAAUUACAGUACAGAAACUACGGUACUCGGCUCGAAACAGAUAUUCUUAAUGAAGACUCAGAUGACUUGGUCUUUUCACUUCUUGUGGAAGUGUUCAUUGCUUCCAUCAGUUUAAAACCAUGCAUACUUGUACUAGAUGGAAUUGAAGAACUGAUUGGCAUUUAUGGGAUUUCAGGUCAGAAGGCAAAAGAUUUCUCCUGGCUGCCACACUCACUCUCCCCUCAUUGCAAAUUUAUCAUGAGCACCGUCUCUUCCAGCCUGUCCUACAAGUCAUUGUGUGCCCGCCCGGAUGUGAGGACAGUGGAACUCAUUAGCACAGGAGAUGAAGAAACAAAAUUAAACAUCUUUAGAAAGCAUCUCUCCAUUCCCAACAUGGACCCCUUCCAACAGAGCAGACAGUCUUUGAGGAAAAAACCAGACCUGAGUCCUUUAAAACUCACAAUCCUAGCCAAUGAAUUGAAAGAAUGUAGAAUCUACCACAAUGAGUUUCAGUGUAUGAAGGAGUACUUGGAGGCUGUCUCUGUUCAGGAGCUCUGGGAAUUGGUUCUCAAACGCUGGAUUGAAGACUACAGUUGGACUUUUCAACCAAAAAGGUCAAAUUCAGACACUGUGGCUUCAGGAGAAGGGCUGGAUGGCUGGGUGGCCGAUGCUCUGUGCUUACUGUGCCUGUCGCAUGGUGGCUUGGCUGAGGAUGAGCUACUCCAGCUUUUGGACAUGCUGGGCUACAGGAAUCAUUGCAAAGUGGCCACUUUGCACUGGGCUGCCUUCCGCAAUGCCACCAAACAGUGGGUCCAGGAGAAGCCCAAUGGCCUUCUGUAUUUCUGGCACCAGUCCCUGAGAAGUGCAGUGGAGCACAAGCUUCUUGGUGUAAUCGCUCCUGUCAGAGAAAGCAGUCCAUGUUCAUUUCAGAGCCCAAUGAAUCACAAGAAAACAUAUUUUCACCAAGUGUUGAUCAGAUACUUCCAGCGGCAAACCUCUUUCUGGAGAGUGUAUCAAGAAUUGCCAUGGCAUAUGAAAAUGAGUGGAUGCUUGCGGGGUUUGUGCGGCUUUCUCUCAAGCCCUAGUAUCAUAGACUUUAUAUCAAAAAUCCAAAGCCCGGGCUUCUGGACAAGGCUGCACCUCAUUCACUUCUGGAAUGUAUUAUUGGAGGCCGGCUAUGACGUCUCUGAGGCCUACUUACUCUCAGCGGCCAAGAUUAAAGCAGAUCAGUGCCAUACAAUGAGGAAGAGCUGUAUAUUCUCAG